Messenger RNA from Olea europaea var. sylvestris, 1735 nucleotides. RefSeq lists its product as uncharacterized. The coding region runs from base 108 to 1280 and encodes 390 amino acids. The transcript has 5 exons. The record is from RefSeq and is a predicted model, not a curated record. Lineage: Eukaryota; Viridiplantae; Streptophyta; Magnoliopsida; Lamiales; Oleaceae. Gene Ontology annotation, biological process: base-excision repair. Gene Ontology annotation, molecular function: DNA-3-methyladenine glycosylase activity.
CAUUCUUAAUUAAGUCCUUUACCCCUUUUUCAUUGCCUUGUCGAUCCUCAUUUCUCUGUCUCCUUGGCUUAAGUUUUUUCUUUCGAUAGAUUGCUGCGCCAAAGAGGAUGUGUAGCUCAAAGUCUAGAUUGCAAGACAAUUGUAAUGGCGAUGGUGUCAUCUCGCCAACUCGUCUUAAUAAGCGACGGGUUCUUCAACCCAACAUUAAUCAUGUUCCUUUAUUGGAAAGACCAAACUCGCUGCUAAAAAAGACGACUGCAGUCAAAGUUAGGCCGCCCUCAUCGACAGCCACUCCUCCGCUAUCUCCUAAGCUGAAAUCACCAAGACCGCCCGCUAUCAAGAGAAGUAACGAUUCAAAUGUUUUGAACUCGAGCGUUGAAAAGCUGAUCUUGACACCAAAAUCCUCCAAUACUAAAGCUUCUAGUGCAACAGUAGUGAAGAAGUCCAAGAAAUCAUCAGGUAGCCGACAACCUGGCGAUAACUGCUCAUCGAAAUGCACUUCCAGGUCCCUCAUAGUCGAUGCACCUGGAAGCAUAGCGGCAGCUAGACGAGAACAUGUUGCAAUUAUGCAAAAGCAAAGAAAAAUGCGUAUCGCGCAUUAUGGAAGAACUAAAUCAAUUAAGAAGGCUGUUCCUUAUCUUCAACAUCAUCAUCAUUCAUCUUUGCUUGCUAAUAAUGCUACUCGAGAUCAAGAAAAGCCAUGUACCUUCAUCACUCCAAAUUCAGACCCAAUCUAUGUUGCUUACCACGAUGAAGAAUGGGGAGUACCUGUCCACGAUGAUAAGCUGCUGUUUGAAUUGUUGGUGUUAAUUGGUGCACAAGUUGGAUCAGAUUGGACUUCAGUUUUAAAGAAAAGACAAGACCUCAAGGAUGCAUUUUCAGGAUUUGAUGCAGAAAUUGUUUCAAAAUUUUCCGAAAAGAAGAUAAAUUCAAUCGCUACUAGUUAUAAUAUAAACUUGAGCCAAGUCCGAGGCGUGAUUGACAACGCUAACCGAAUUCUUGAGAUAAAAAAAGAAUUCGGAUCAUUUGAGAAAUAUGUGUGGAGAUUUGUGAACAACAAACCCAUAGCAACAAAGUAUAAAUCAUGCCACAAGAUCCCAGUGAAGACUUCGAAAUCGGAAUCCAUAAGCAAGGACAUGAUCAGAAGGGGUUUCCGCUUAGUCGGUCCAACCGUGAUACACUCGUUCAUGCAGGCUGCUGGCCUCUCAAAUGACCACUUAGUCACCUGUCCACGACAUCGUCAUUGUGUUCAAGUUGCUCAAGCAUCAACCCUUCUAUGAUCACGUUGGGCUCGAGAUUGAAUUUCGUGUUUUUUAUAAUUAAUUGAUACCAAAAACUGAUUAAUUAGUUGAUUGCCUAACAUAGUCGACCCGUUUGGAUUAUAGGUUUGAUGGAGUGUUGAUUAGCUUAUAAUUAAUGACAUGGAAUGAUAAUUGUGAAAAUUAAAAUGCAUUAGGGAGGAAGGAAUAAAGGUGGGAGAGCUUUGGUGGAAGACAGAGAACAUGUGCAAGAAAUGGCAAGGUCAUGUGUUGGGUCCAUGAAUGCAUGUGCUUGUGAAGAGAACCACCACAUCUUAUCUUCAUUAUUGCUUACUUUUCUUUUUCUCUGUUAGUGUGAUUUUAAUUUUUUUUAUAGGAUUUUUUUCUUUUCUUUUUUGGGUAUUGUUUGCUUAUAUUUAUGUGUAAUGUAAUGUGUAUAAUGAAUUUGUGAAGGAUGACCAUGCAAGUUAAGACUA